GAGUGGCGUCAAACCACGAUUUAUAUAUACGGUGAUAUGAUCGUUGCAAUAUUUAUACCAUUCUUUUUAGCCGUGCAACUUCCUAUCGAGGAUGGUGCGUGGCCGUAUGGACCAGAGUACAUCUUCACUGUUCACAUGAACGUGACAGGGAUACCACAGUGUUCUCGUCCAGCAUGCGGUAAUCCGUCCGGCUAUCGUAUCACCUCUCGAUUGCAUUGCAUCCCGAGGAGAAAUAAUACUCUGAGCUGUAGCCUUAGAUACGUCGAUGGCUUUGAUUUUGGUAUGAUCGGUGAGGAAGACAAUAUCGUGAGCCGGCGAAAAAAUAUCACUGAAGCGCCUAUCGAGUUAUUUUUUGAUGAGAAAGGCAUCGAGAAUAUCAUCACGAGCCAGCUGACGCGAAUCUAUGACCUCAACAUCUUGAAGACGGUGGUCGAGCAGCUGCAUCCCGGCGACAAUUUUAAUAAUAUCGGGGAUGGCACAUUUGAGGGUGAAACCGCAUCCACCAUAGGCAGAUGCAACGUCACCUUCGAUGUGUAUCAUCAUUCUGGGGUUGGAAAUCCGAACGAGACAAGAUUUCGAUUAAAACUAUUGCCGCCGAGAUUGCAUAUCACUUCCACAGAGACUCUUAUCAUCAAUAAACAAACGAAUCUUAAUCAUUGCAGCUGCUACGCAGACAGUUACUUUCGCAAAUAUGGUGAUACGGUUGUCUAUCAACGCUUGCAAGCGGAUUUAGAUAUUAUGAUUAGUCAUAUGGAAAUCAGUGAAACGAGUUUUAGUUCGUCAACAACAAGGAAGGGUAUAUCGAUUUCAAACCACAAGACGUAUAAUAUAAUCGAAAUUACAAAAAUAAUUUUGGAAGACAUUCAGCCUGCCACGAGAGAUCCGCCCGCGAUCGUGAAACCGGGCGAGACCAAGAUACUUGCUAAUCAUGACAUAAGAAGUAUUUCUACUUCCUAUUAAUAAUAAUUAUUAAAAAUGUUAAUGUUAUGAAUACAAUUAAAUUAAUUCUCUCUAAAAGAAAAUAAUAAAAAUCUCUAGAAAUGCAAAAAAUCUGACCGAAACUUUUGCCGAAACUGAAUCGAAACACUCGACUACAUGUCAAUUUCAACCGAAACCGAAAUCAAAAUUAAAAAAUAGGAAUUCUAUGAAGGCCAUAUGUAUAGACACGUCCAUAUAAAUAUAAUAUACUUUUUCUUCAUAAUAAAUCAUAAUUUAUUAAAAUAAUAAUUAAAUUUCGGCCGAAAUCGAAAACCGAAAUAUCGGUUGUGUGUCAAUUUUGGCUGAAGAAUAUAAGUACCUCUUCUUCAUAAGCAUCAUAAUUUAAUUAUUGAAAUAAUAAUUACUCAUAUUAAAAUUAAUAUUUAUGAAGAAGAGCUAUAAACUGAUACGUAAUGAAUGUUCGUUUCCAGUUUCGGUAAAAGUUUCGG
Trachymyrmex cornetzi is the source of this 1427-nucleotide messenger RNA. RefSeq lists its product as uncharacterized. Gene Ontology annotation, molecular function: lipid carrier activity. Lineage: Eukaryota; Metazoa; Arthropoda; Insecta; Hymenoptera; Formicidae. Gene Ontology annotation, biological process: lipid transport. The transcript is spliced from 3 exons. The coding region runs from base 37 to 960 and encodes 307 amino acids. The record is from RefSeq and is a predicted model, not a curated record.